Molecule: messenger RNA, 3267 nt
Organism: Venturia canescens
Lineage: Eukaryota; Metazoa; Arthropoda; Insecta; Hymenoptera; Ichneumonidae
Exons: 21
Coding region: 39-3056 (1005 amino acids)
Biological process (GO): detection of chemical stimulus involved in sensory perception of smell; sensory perception of smell
Cellular component (GO): plasma membrane
Molecular function (GO): odorant binding; olfactory receptor activity
Source: RefSeq, a predicted model, not a curated record
GACCUCGCAGUUCUCUUCGGAACUUCGUCAAACGAAGAAUGGAUUUUUUUGACAAUCGUUAUUACAGAAUGAACAAGUUGCUUAUGACGUCCAUUGGACAGUGGCCUUAUCAAUCUCUAAAGCAACGACAAAUCCUGUGGGUAUUGGUGCACCUGGCUAUCGGAACUGUAUGUCUCGUCCAGGGAUUGAAGCUUCUUCAAUAUUGGGGGAACAUUGAUAUGAUGGUUGAGUGUAUGGUUCCUAUGGGUGUUCAAAUCGUUGCGUGCCUCAAAUCGUCCAAUUGUAUCUUCAAUCGCGUUAAGAUGGGACAACUUUUGGAGCUAAUGAAAAAGGACUGGGCCGGGGUCGAAAAUGAAGCAGAAUUGAGUAUUCUUAAGAAUUACGCUCAUACAGGAUUUUUAUUGGGUUUCAGUUACGUAGUUUGUGUUUUCGGUUCUCUGGCGAUUUAUCUAAUCGUACCUCUGACACCACAAAUCUUUGACAUCAUUUUGCCACUGAACGAGUCACGUCCACGACAGUUUUUAUAUGAGGUUGAGUACAUAAUUAUCGACGAGGAAGACCAUUACGUAUCGAUCAUGAUCCACAAUUACGUCGGAUCGAUUAUUACGAUUUUGGUGGUUGUCAGUGUUGACGCGAUGCUUCUCGCCUAUGUCCAUCACAUAUGUGGAAUGUUUUCAAUAUUAGGAUAUCGAUUGGAAAACAUUAUCAAAGACACGAAUAUAGACGAAAACAGAGCUCGGGAUAUCGGGAAUGAAAAAAUUUAUAUGCGCAUUGCUCAUUGUGUCGAAUUUCACGGACAAGUUCUUGAAUACACUCGUCUCAUUGAAACAUCGUACUCGACGUCAUUUCUUUUCCAAAUGGCAGCCAGUAUGUUAAUGAUUAGUGCAACGGGACUGCAGGUCGUUUCGCAUCUGGGAGACUACGAGCAAGUUUUCAGACACGGGCAGUUCAUAAUGGGUCAAUUGUUUCAUCUUUUCGUCAACAGUUGGCCAAGCCAAAUGCUCACCGAUCAUACGUUCCGUUUCAGGGAAUCCGUGUAUUUCGCCAAAUGGUAUCGUUUCCCGUUGCGCGGGAGGCAUCUUUUGAGACUUGCAUUGCUGAGGAGUCUCAAACCUUGCCAAAUGACAGCUGGAAAUCUAUACGUCAUGUCGAUGGAAAGUUUUGGAACGGUCAGACGUUUUUUUAUUAUUAAUUAUUUUCACUUUUCGAAGUUUCAUGCCCAUAUCGAUGUUUACGAACUCGUCUCAGGUCUCAGCCGACUGUUUUCUCCUUUCCCUAACUUCCAUGGUUUCAGUCACGCAUCAUUCGCCGCGGAGAAAACAACGUCCUCGUUGAAUCAUCGAUCGUUUAUAAUAACAACUUGCAUGUUCACAACAUUGAUAACGUUCAUUCUUAUGCCCGUGGUGCCCAAAUUAAUGGAUGUGGUGAACCCCAUCAAUACUUCAAGGCCCUUAAUUUAUCCUCUCCCACUAUCAUACGGUUACAUUAAUGUGGAUAAAUAUUAUAUUCCAAUCAUGAUUCAUGCUGAUUGUGCUAUUUUGAUCGCAAUCACUACGAUCGUCGCAAUGGACACUACUUAUACCGUGUAUGUUCAACACGCUUGUGGACUAUUCGCAGCUUUGGGGUCCAAUGAAAAGAAAUUCGUUGAUACGAAUAAUACGAGAAAAAUGGAUAGAGCUACGUACCAGGCGGUCGUCGAUUGCAUAGAAAUGCAUCAGGGAGCCAUCCGAUACGAAGCGCAGUGGUACGAGACCACUCCUCGUUCACAAAAACUAAUACUUCUAAUGAUGAUGAGAAGCAUCGAGCCCUGCAAAUUAACUGCUGGAAAAUUUUUCGAGAUGUCCUUCACCAGCUUCAGCCUGGUGUGCAUGGAUGUGUCCGAUAAUCUGUAUUUUCAAAUUAAUAAAAUUCUUCUCAUCUAUCUCGGGCAAUGGCCCUUUCAAAAAACUUCCCACAAGUAUUUAUACAGAAUGAUUUACGUUUGUGUAAUGACGACCGGUGCAGUGUCAUUGAGUCUCUACAUGAUUGAUGGAUGGGGCGAUUUGGAUUCGGUCGUAGAGAGUACAUCUUUUUGCAUCUCUGAAGCUGCAAUCGUGGUGAAAUUUUUUAACUAUAUUUUGAAAGAGGAACAGAUAAAAAGUCUAAUAUUCCGUAUGCGAAGUGAUUGGAAAUCAGAUAUUCUUCAACCUCAUCUAGAAGUAUUGAGAAAAUAUGCGAUGGAGGGGAAAUCAUUGACACGAUUUUACAGUGUCUACAUGUACAUGACUCUGACAACAUUUAUUCUUAUGCCUUUGGAGCCCAUAUUAAUGAACGUCUUGGCCCCGUUGAAUGCAUCAAGAUCUCUAAUUUACCCUCUCCCAAUGGCAUACGGUAACAUAGACACAGAGAAAUAUUACAUUCCGAUUAUGCUUCAUGCUGAUGUUUGUAUGUUUCUUGGCAUUACGACGGUCAUCGCAAUGGACACGAUGUAUACCGUGUUUGUUCAACACGCUUGUGGGUUAUUCGCCUCUGUGGGAGAUCGACUACAGCAACUGAUGGAAUCAAAUGAGAAUGAGUUUGUUACCACCAUGAGUAGUAUAAAAAUGGAAAACGCUAUGUAUCAAGCGGUGGCGGAUUGCAUCAAGAUGCAUCAAGGAGCCAUAGAUUUUGCCGCUGCGGUUGAAUCGGUUCAUGCAAAUGUAAUGCUACCUGUGAUUGGUUUAAGCGUUAUUUCCGUAAGCAUGGGAGGAUACCAGGUGGUCAUGCAUUUGGACCAGCCCGAUGAGGCCACCCGAUACACAGUUUACACACUCGCCAAAUUCUUUCAUGUAUUCUACCUCAGUUGGCCAGGACAGAAAUUGAUUGAUCACAGCGAACAACUACGGGAUUUAGUAUACGAGGCAAAAUGGUACGAGAUCAGUCCUCGUACGCGAAAAUUAUUACUUUUCAUGAUGAUGAGAAGUAUCGAACCUUGCAAAUUAACAGCUGGAAAAUUAUAUGACAUGUCUUUUGCUAAUUUCGGUUUGGUUAUGAGAACGUCGAUGUCAUAUUUCACGGUACUCACUUCCUUUAGAUGAAUGACGGUAUGAAAAAAUUCUGUUAUCUACCCAAGGAAGGUUGUUUCGUCAUACAAUGAAGAAUUUUCAAUGCAGUAUCGGAUGCGAUUUCUUUGCAAAAACAGCAAUGAAAUUUCGUCAGCCAAUAGUACCUCUGUAACAAAACUAAAAACUGUUAAUUACUUUGUAGUGUAAAGAUCGAUAAAUUUUCGUAGUCGAAGCGACAAGCAAA